AAUGAGCUAACACUCUUAGUCUUGUUAGAAUUGAACUUUCUGAAAGCAGAUGAAGUGUUCAUCUUUCAAGAUUCAUUUUUCCUGGAAUCUUACCAAGCAUAUACUCCUGGACUCAGAACCUGAGAAAAGAAAGAGAAAGAGAAAGGAGAGAGGGAGAGAGAGAAAGAAAAAAAAUGAAUCCAUCUAAAUCAUCUGUAUUCCAAUGUACAGAGGGAGGAUGCUUCUCUUCCCAGUGGUUCUUGUGGACUGUGGCUGGGGCCUCCACCCUGCUUCUCAGUGUCUGUUUUAUCACCAGAUGUGUUGUGACAUAUCACAGCUUUCAAACUUGUGAUAAGAAAAAGUUUCAACCACAUGAAAGUCUCAAAGAGCUCUCAUGCUACAAUGAUGAGUCAGGUUCAGUCAAGAAUUGCUGUCCAUUGAACUGGGAACCUUUUCAAUCUAGCUGUUACUUCUUUUCUAUGAACACCAUGACCUGGACAUUAAGUUUAAACAACUGCUCAGGCAUGGGGGCUCAUCUGGUGGUUAUCAAUACCCAAGAGGAGCAGGAAUUCCUUUUCCACACAAAACCUAGAAAGAGAGAGUUUUAUAUUGGCCUGACUGACCGUGUGACUGAGGGUCAGUGGCAAUGGGUAGAUGGUACUCCUUUCACAGAGUCUCUGAGCUUCUGGGAUGUAGGGGAACCCAACAACAGAGCUCUGCUGGAGGAUUGUGCCACUAUAAGGGACUCUUCAAAUCCAAAGAAAAAUUGGAAUGAUAUAUCCUGUUUCUUCAAUAUGUUUUGGAUUUGUGAAAUGCCUGCAAUAGGUAUUUCAGACUAAGAAAAAUUUCUUAGAUUAAGAAGCAUGACCCAUGUUGUGUAAAUGAAACCAACAAGAGGAUGACCACACUUAUAAAUAACGUGCAAGAAUAUUCACUGACAUAAAGACUUCACGAGUAUUUGUUACUCUGAUGUAAAUAAAAAUAAGUAGUUUUCAGUGCUAAAAUUCAUGAUUUUAUUCU
Molecule: messenger RNA, 999 nt
Organism: Castor canadensis (American beaver)
Lineage: Eukaryota; Metazoa; Chordata; Mammalia; Rodentia; Castoridae
Gene: Clec4e
Product: C-type lectin domain family 4 member E
Source: RefSeq, a predicted model, not a curated record